Messenger RNA from Cercopithifilaria johnstoni, 1929 nucleotides. The record is from the annotation of a GenBank genome assembly. NCBI's taxonomy places the organism in Eukaryota, Metazoa, Nematoda, Chromadorea, Rhabditida, Onchocercidae.
AUGCCUGCCAUCUCCAAAACUAACGCUAUGUAUAAUUUUAGGAUGGCAGACUCGGACACGGAAUCAUUUCAUAGUGCUGUUGGUAGCUUGUCAGAUCGGGAGGAUACGAACACCAGUUGUGCUAACUUAAAAAGUGAAGAGGUUGAUGAAGAGAAGGAGGACGGUACUGUCGAAGAAAAUAAAUAUGAAUCCAAUGAGAUGCAAAAUAAGUAUUCUGAUAAUAAAUCUACGAUGUCGGGAACAUUCGUAAAUCGAAAGAAACAAUUAUUUCAAGGUUUAUCACUUUCCGAAGAAUCUUCAGAGUGCAGACCUAUUUCGAAAAGACGAAACUAUGAUUAUGCGUUAGUGGAUGCUCAUUUUAAUCCGGGGAGGAAAAUCAUUUCAACCGAAGAGUUAAAAACAGGUAAUGUCACUUCUCGAAAGACGCUUGAUUCCCAAUCACCGAAAUGGCGAAUUUCGCGAUGCAGUAGGAUGGGUAUGGGGAAGAUGUCAACAUCAAAAAAUGAUAACGAAUGUGACAAAAUUUCUCAGAAGAACGAGAUGAAUAGAUUUGAAGGUGAAGGAGUGCAAAAGAUUAGAACAGAUAUUGAUAAAAAGUCUGGAAUUGAAAGUAAGGGUCCUGAGCAAAAACUUAUUUCGAAAAUUAUAAAUAAUGUGGAUGAUGCCAAUAAGACAGAGAAAAAGAAAUGGUCUGAGGGAAAAGCUAUUAUUGAUCAUGACGGGUGGGAUAAUUGGGAAUUGGAGUAUGCAGGGAAAGAUGCGAGCGGUAGCGGAAUCCAAAAUGAAAAUCGGGAAUCGCCAUACAUGCUGACAUCUGACGAACAAAAUCGAAUUAUUGAUAAUUCGGAAUCGCAGGUUGCAUUGAAAACAAAAGAAGUCAAGCCAAACAAGUCAUUCUGGGAUUGGACUGAAUUUGGCGAUAUGUUCGCUGCUGUUGGAGAAGGUUUAACAAAUGCGUCCAGCGUUAUCGAAUCAGGUCUUGGAUUGCCGACACCAGAAGAAUUAGUAAGAAGCCAAUUGGUAGAGAAGUCCGCAAAUGACUCCACAAAGGAAGAAAUAGCUAACUCUAACAUAAAAUCAUACGGCAAGCUGUUCGCCGGUUUUGGAGCUAACGUUGUAACGGGUUCGUUAGACGUACUUGAAGCACUUGGCAAGAAGACAUUUGAAAAACUAACCGUACCAGAACAGGGUUCCGAGAAAAGACGAUUUAUCUUCGAACCAGAAAGGGAUCAAAAUUUGUCCGAAGUUUUACGAGAGCUACGCGAAAAUCAAGCAGAAGGAGCGGCAUUUAAAACUAGUUAUAUUACAAAGCGCGAACUUACAUUUAUUGAUUUCUUCGAGAAAUUUAGUGGCAUGCUUCAUCUAGAAGGCCUCGAAUUGCUUUCAAGAAAUUAUCUAAGAAAAAUUCCACCAAAAAGAAGAAGAGAAGUAGAUGAAAUUUUCGCUGAAGAUUUGGCGAUUACUUUGGAAGAAUAUCAGGAUGAUCAACAGGAAAAUUUCCUGCAUAAUUUUAAAGAGAUAUUGUUAGCCAUCGCCCUACCUUACAAGGGUUCGGGUUUGACGGAUUCCUAUACGCGAUGUCAAGAACGUUUGAAAAGGUUAUCGGAUUCUGGCGAUCAAAUUUUCGAACUUUUUUUGGAAUGUUUGGCUGAUUUUACUGCUCAGAGCGUGCAAUCAGUUCAUAAAUUGGGGCAGUUGCUGUUAAUUACAGCUACCACAGUGAAACAGGAACCGUUUUCUGAAUUACAUAGCCUGAUCGGACGACAGAUUUCAUUUUUCAGUAAUCAGUUUGCCCAACAUAUCAGUGCGGUUGAUACGCCUUCUGAAGAAAUAGAAGAAUUAGUCACGGCGGUAUUUUUAGCAGCUGGAGACUCAUUCUCAUAUGUACAACAGUCAUUUCGUCUUCUGCGACCGUUACUUAUUCUAUGA